Molecule: messenger RNA, 3675 nt
Organism: Brienomyrus brachyistius
Lineage: Eukaryota; Metazoa; Chordata; Actinopteri; Osteoglossiformes; Mormyridae
Gene: ddc
Product: dopa decarboxylase
Exons: 14
Coding region: 237-1661 (474 amino acids)
Biological process (GO): serotonin biosynthetic process; catecholamine metabolic process; amino acid metabolic process
Molecular function (GO): pyridoxal phosphate binding; aromatic-L-amino-acid decarboxylase activity
Source: RefSeq, a predicted model, not a curated record
CGGAUUAAACAGGUGAGGGCAGCCUGCGGGGUUGGGUAUGAGCGCUGUGGCCGGACCGGGGAGAAACACUCGCACCUCGACACACCCCGCUGUUUGACCGCGUGCGCCGGGCACCUGGCACCAGAGAAGCGGUUUGUCGGCUGCUUACGUUAGCGGGCGCUAAGUAGGGAUCGGGGAUUACACCUUGCAGCGAUUUCGGGAGACAUAUCGCACAGCGACAAAAUAAGAGCUGCGAAAUGGACGUGGAUGAGUUCCGCAAGCGAGGGAAGGAGAUGGUCGACUACAUUGCCGACUACAUGGGGAACAUUGAGCAAAGGCAGGUGUACCCUGACGUCCAGCCCGGGUACCUGAGGUCUCUCAUCCCAGAGGAGGCUCCGGAGGAGCCGGACACGUAUGAGGAUGUGGUCAGAGACAUUGAGAGGGUCAUAAUGCCAGGGGUGACACACUGGCACAGCCCCUACUUCUUCGCCUACUUUCCGACAGGGAGCUCUUACCCCGCCAUGUUGGCCGACAUGCUGUCAGGGGCCAUUGGCUGCAUCGGCUUUUCAUGGGCCGCUAGCCCCGCCUGCACCGAGCUGGAGACGGUCAUGUUGGACUGGCUUGGCAAGAUGCUUCAUUUGCCAGGAGAUUUCUUGGCCGGGACAGAGGGACAAGGCGGGGGCGUCAUACAGGGUACAGCAAGCGAGGCCACCUUGGUGGCUCUACUGGCCGCUCGCUCCAGGAUUAUCAGAUUCAUCCAGUCUGACAGCCCAGAGCGCACCGAGGCUGAAAUCACAUCCAAACUGGUGGCCUAUUCCUCUGAACAGGCACACUCCUCAGUGGAGCGGGCUGGCCUCAUUGGGGGUGUGAGGAUGAGGAAGAUCCCCACUGAUGACAAGUUUGCCCUUCGAGGAGAAACAUUCAGGAAGGUGCUGGAGGAAGACAAGAGGGCAGGACUCAUCCCCUUUUAUCUAUGUGCCACCCUUGGGACGACUCCAUCCUGUGCAUUCGACAACAUUAUUGAACUGGGUCCCAUAUGUACCUCGGAGAACAUCUGGAUGCACAUCGACGCAGCCUACGCUGGCAGUGCCUUCAUCUGUCCUGAAUUCAGACCCCUUCUCAAUGGUAUAGAGUUUGCGGAUUCCUUCAACUUCAAUCCUCACAAGUGGCUCUUGAUCAAUUUUGACUGCUCUACCAUGUGGGUGAAGAAGCGAUCUGAUAUCAUUGGUGCUUUCAAGAUGGACCCACUGUAUCUAAAACAUGAUCACCAGGAGUCAGGGCUGGUGACAGACUACAGACACUGGCAGAUUCCACUGGGCCGGCGAUUCCGCUCCCUGAAGAUGUGGUUUGUCUUCCGGAUGUAUGGGCUGAAAGGCCUCCAAGCCCAUAUCCGAAAGCACGUGGCCCUUGCCAAAGAGUUUGAGGGACUGGUUCUGGCUGACGGGCGCUUUGAGAUCAGCGCGGAUGUCAUCCUGGGUCUUGUCUGCUUCAGACUCAAGGGAUCGAACGAUCUGAACGAGACCUUGCUGAAGCGCAUUAACAGUGCCAAGCGGAUUCACCUGGUCCCUUGCCAGUUAGAGGGCAAAUUUGUGCUGCGCUUUGCCAUCUGUGCCCGCACCAUCGAGUCCCGGCACGUGCAGGAAGCCUGGGCACACAUCACCCAGGUGGCCUCGGAGCUGUAGCUGCUCACCUCUCACAGCAGCGACCUGGCCACACCUUCACCUGUGUGUCUGUGUAUUCAUGUUGAGUAUGAAGAGAAAGUGUAAUAUUGUUUAUGAACUGCAGGGGGCUCAGUUUGGUAACACGUUUUUAAAUUCAGAAAUCAACAGAAAUCAAAAACAAAAAUUAGGUUUGAACUGGAUUGAAUCGUUGAGUGUGUCGAAGGAAUUUUAUAAAAUCUAAUUGGUUUGUAAAAAAUUAAUGGCCUGGGUCCUGGUGAUGCUGUUCUGGUCAGUCAGUUUACACUGCACAGUUUCUCAACCCAGUCCUUGGAGAUCCACAGCCAGUCCACAAAGCUGUCUUCAUCGCUAUCAUUUUGCUUCCUUCCAGCUCCUUUCCAGACAGUCCACAUUUUUGCUUCCUCCCAGCUCUCUGCCAGACAGUCCACAUUUUUGAUUCCUCCCAGCUGUCUGCCAGACAUUCCAUAUUUUUGCUUCCUCCAAGCUCUCAUUAAGCAAAAUCAUGGACUCUCUGCAGGUCACCAUGGACUAGAUAGGGAAACAAUGGUCUGCAGAGCUGCAUCUUAAAGAGCAGUGGCAGUAUAGAAACAGCUCCCUCCUUAGCCCCCCCGCUGCUGUAUUUUGCUCCUCCCCCUACCUCCAAAUCCCCAUCAGCGACAGGCCAGCCUUUCUAAAGAUACAGAUAGGAUCUGACAUGAGGAGAGGUCAUUUCAGUUUAUCCAGCUGUUCGAAUUCUUUAGCCAGCUUCAGGUGGCUGCGGCAAGACCAGAGAAGAGCAGGAGUGUGUCAGAUUAACAACAUUAUUAUCCUUAAUUAACACAAUUAAUCAGUUUGCAAUCAGGAACUUCCUGUUCUCUGUGUUUACAGUAACCACUUCUGAGGUACCAAAUAGCGAGCAGAUCGGCCUUAAUGCUGCAUGCAUUAGCCAGGCGACAUCCUUUAUGUUUUUGCCGGUUAUACCAAUAUCUGCCAAAAAAAAUAAGCAGCCAUGUUAUUCUGUGUGAUGUUCAUUAUCUCUGUGUAUCAUCUGUUUCUCUGGCUUGCAGGAAUAAAGUACAAAGAGAGCAGAAACAGCCCACAGCUAGUUAUCAAUGUACUGAAGCGAAAGCAUUGCUGUUACAGCUCUGUGAUGAGUGGCACCUGGAGCCACCUGGUUUGAGAAUCAGCGCUAAAACAACGUUCACUGUGGAAAUGAAUGCCUUCAUAAGUACUUAUUUCAUAACUGGAUGCAUAAAAUGCACAGUCUGCAUUGAGAAUGUUUCUAUUUUUUUAGGUUUUAAUGUUCAUAAGAAGUAUAUAAAAUGCAUAUCUAAAAUGUCUGUUAUGGAUACAUUACUUAGUUGUGAGCGACAUUUAGAACAUCCCAAAAAAAUAACUCCCAUGAAUGUAAAUUAUGGACGACCCAACACUUUAGUGAUUGUCUGAUAAUUGAUUACAGGUCAAUAAAACGGUAACGCGGUACAAAAACGAGGUAUGAUUUUAUUAGAACAGAAUUAUUGAUGGAGUAUUGUGCUUUUUCGCAAAAGGAAAACAAUGAUGAUUUUAUUUUUAUCAUCCUCCACAAUUGACUGGCAGGCCCCCUGUAAUAUACUGUCUCUGCAUACAGCCCAUCCUGUGUGACAGGGCAGCUCCCCGUGCUCCGCUCCGCUCCGCAGCUGUGCUUCCAGGCAUCCUCACCCGUUCCCAGCACCCUCCUGAAUCAGUGUCUGCUUUUCCGGAACUGCAGUGUUUAUGAGUCUCAGUGCAGCACAGGGGAAAAUGCUGCGCUUGUCCUGCUUGGUCGUGGUUUUUGACCAUCACAGCCUUGUUUGCUCCCGAACGGGUUCAUGUUGUGAAUGUAACUCCUCCUUAUGUGAUUUACCUGUUUUCAUCACUUAUGCUGUUUAUGGCAGUGUGGGGGUGGAGGUGCCCUUGGCGCAGGGUCAUAAACAAGUAGAUUCCCCAAGAAAAUACGACUGGUGUGCAUGUUUGUAAAUGUACUGCAGUGUUAAAGAAAUAAAUAUUGUUAUAUCAUUAA